Molecule: messenger RNA, 1320 nt
Organism: Condylura cristata (star-nosed mole)
Lineage: Eukaryota; Metazoa; Chordata; Mammalia; Eulipotyphla; Talpidae
Gene: BFSP2
Product: beaded filament structural protein 2, phakinin
Biological process (GO): intermediate filament organization
Cellular component (GO): intermediate filament
Molecular function (GO): structural molecule activity
Source: RefSeq, a predicted model, not a curated record
AUGUUAGAGCAUAACAGUCUCCUGAGUGCAGUGGACCCUGCAACAAGCACCAGAAGUGGCAUUACAGGAAAAAUGCCACAUCCAAAUAAGGCAUCCGCCAGCCUUUACUUGAUGGAUGAUUCUUUAAUCCGUCAAUCAUGCGUGGUGGUGGACAUGCCCACUGGAGCCUCUUCCCACACGUCCCUCCAGCAGCACGGGGCGUCCUUCAGGGGACGGUCACCAUCCUCCCUGGAUAGCCCCUCAGACUGCAGGGCCAGUGCCCUGGGCAGCCUUGACCAAGUGACCAGGGUCUAUGUACGGAUGGAACCCGAUAGGUGUGCAAGUGGCCUGGGCACCCAUAUGACCCGCCAGGCCCUGGGCAGCAGCAGUGUCUUCCUGCAGGGCUGGUGGGGCUCAGCCCUGGCCACCACACCUACUCCAGAUUUGGAGAAAGCCCUCCAUGCUGCAGACUUCACGGCUUGCCUGGUAGGAUACAUAGCCAAAGUGCACGCCCUUGAGCGAGUCAGCCAAGAACUGGAAGCGCAGCUGGAGAACCAGGUGGGGCUGGGAGAGCUGGGUGCCCUCAGGGCCUCCUGGACCAGCAGCUGCCAGCAGGUGAGUGAAGACAUUUUGGAAAACGCUCAGCUGGCGCUGCAGACAGAGAAUAUUCAGGCUGCAGCAGACAACUUUAAAGAGAGAUAUGAAAAUGAGCGGCCACUUCGAGCAUCAGCAGAAGAGGAAAUUAACUCCCCGUACAAAGUCGUUGAUGAAGAUAACUUGACAAAAAUGGAUCUGGAGAGUCAAAUAGAAAGACUGAAAGAAGAACUUGGCUUUCUGUCUAGAAGCUAUGAAGAGUUGAGGUGUAUAUUAUCAUUUCCAAGAGAGAAAGUGCUAUGUAAACAGCUGGUAGAAUCUGAGCUAGAACACAUGGAUGUGCCCAAUGGCACUGGGCUGGAUGACAUCCUUGGGAGCAUCAGAAUUCCCUGGGAGAGAGAUGUAGAGGCAGGAAGCUUCCUCCAAACCAAGGUUUCCCCAGAAACAGAUCCUGAUACAAAUAUUGUGGUAGAGGUGGUUGGCUUAGAUUUGGGGGAGGAAAAACAAAAUAGUCUGGAGAACACCUUGCACAACGCCAAGCACUGGCAUGAGCUUGAGCUGCAGAACCUGGGCGCGGUGGUGGGCAGGCUGGAGGCGGAGCUUGGGGCCCUGCGCACCGAGGUGGGGCAGCAGCGGCGGGCACGUGAGCACCUGCCGGCACACCGGUGCCAGCUGCAGAGGGCCGUGGCGUCCUACCACGCCCUGCUGGACAGGGAGGAGAGCCAGUGCGUGUCUUUUCCCCUUUAA